Molecule: messenger RNA, 1710 nt
Organism: Sabethes cyaneus
Lineage: Eukaryota; Metazoa; Arthropoda; Insecta; Diptera; Culicidae
Gene: mirr
Product: homeobox protein araucan
Exons: 5
Coding region: 100-1710 (536 amino acids)
Biological process (GO): cell development; regulation of transcription by RNA polymerase II; neuron differentiation
Cellular component (GO): nucleus
Molecular function (GO): RNA polymerase II cis-regulatory region sequence-specific DNA binding; DNA-binding transcription factor activity, RNA polymerase II-specific
Source: RefSeq, a predicted model, not a curated record
CAAACCACGCAAAAUUAAUUAGUGUGUUGUUAGUGGUAAAUUUUGUGCAGAUGAGAAUACCGUUCAACCCGUGUCCCGAAGGAAACAAGCACAGGGUGAAUGAUCGAAACAGUGAUAGGCAGUGAUCGGCGAUCCAACAUUCUAAACGGAGAGAAAACCAUGUCACAUUUUCCUUUCCGUGGAUCGCCCACUACUCAGAGUACUACACCGUCAGCACCAUCCGCGCCAUCUUCACCACCUGCAGCACCAGUCGCAAUGGCCGUCACGACGACAGUGCCUCCAGGAGCCCGCAGUACGUCGCCCUGCUCAGCUACCUCCGGUCCGCCAACGUCGGGCAGCGGACGAUGUUGCGACACCGGUCGACCAAUUUUCACCGAUCCUAUUUCGGGUCAAACUGUGUGUUCGUGUCAAUACGAUCUGAUUAAUUACCAGCGGCUCGCGAGCGCCGGUAUCGCAGGUCCCGGUGGUGUUCCUCUGUCCAUGUACAGUGCGCCGUACAGUCCCGAAACGAUGGCUGCGUACUUCCCGGCGAUAGGAGCCGAUCAAGCUCCGUUCUACGCAAAUCCAGCCGCUGCAGGAAUCGACCUAAAGGAAAACCUCGCCGCUGGCGGUGCACCAUGGCCUUAUCCCUCCGUCUAUCAUCCUUACGAUGCCGCCUUUGGUUACCCCUUCAACUCCUACGGCAUGGACCUGAAUGGAGCACGAAGGAAAAACGCCACCCGCGAAACUACGAGUACGUUAAAAGCGUGGCUGAAUGAGCACAAAAAGAAUCCAUACCCGACCAAAGGCGAAAAGAUUAUGCUGGCGAUAAUCACGAAAAUGACCCUCACGCAAGUAUCCACGUGGUUUGCAAACGCGCGGCGGCGAUUGAAAAAGGAGAACAAAAUGACCUGGGAACCUCGCAACCGGGUGGAGGACGACGAUGUUAAUCUGGACGAUGACGAUGACGAUAACAAAAGUUUGAAGGACGAUAAGGAGAUUUUAGAUUCCAAAGACUCUGGUACAGGAUCUAGUGAAGAUGGCGACAGACCUUCGCGCUUGGACAUGAUUGAUCGGCCCAGCAACAGCGACUGGAACGGAUCCCGGAAUGGUAGUGGGCCAAAUUCACCGGACAUUUACGAUAGGCCGAUGCCUGGGCAUCCACUCCUCCAUCCGUCAAACUUUCCUCCGCAUCUGCGAUCCUCGCUAGGAACACCUCCGGAUGUCAAUCACACACCUAGUGGUAGUACAAAUCCCAGCAAACCAAGGAUUUGGUCUCUCGCCGAUAUGGCUAGCAAGGAAAACAAAGACUCCGAAUCAUCAUCACCGACGGCAGCCGGUUAUUCGCCGGGGAAAAUUGUUACUCCCCUAGCCGGUCGGGGUCUGAAUCCUUUACAUCAUCACCCGUAUAUGAGGCCCGAAUUCUAUCGCAAUCUUUAUGGCCCACACCUAACGGCAGGCUCGCCAGAGGUCUCGCUGCUAGAAUCAUACCAGCGAACCUUCGGAGCGACGUUGGCCCACAACGGGAUACCCGUCGGUAUUAACCCGUUGAUAUCGAAAGCGUCGGCCAGCGGGCCUCCUUUCGCACCGCUAAGUCUCACCACCAGCAGUAAUCCAAAUAUGGCCCCGCAACCGGGAGCUUCACCCGCCUCAAGCACCUCGUCUGGUCCAGAAAACCUCACCCCUUCCUCACCACCUGCCGAUAAACUAAUAUCCGUAACCAAACCAUGA